AUGGUUCUCGCCGCCGUGGGGCAGAUAUGCUCAACUGCCAGCAUCACCUCGAAUCUUGCACAGUGCCAGUUGUUGGUUAAAAAGGCAGCUGCUGCAGGUGCCAAGGUAUUGUUUCUUCCCGAGGCUUCAGACUAUAUCGCUUCUUCAGCAGAGCAAUCAUAUUCUCUUGCCAAGUCCUCGGAGAGAGAUAGCUUUGUUUCGGCUCUGCAGAAAGAUGCCGUGCAGCAGAAGAUUCACAUUAAUGUGGGAAUUCAUGAGGUGGCCUCUGAGAGCAGGCUGAGGAAUCUAUUGAUUUGGAUAGACGACCAAGGCGCCAUUACUCAAAGCUACCAGAAAAUUCAUUUGUUCGACGUUGAUAUAAAGGAUGGACCUUGCCUUAAGGAAAGCGCGAAUGUCCAACCGGGGCCACAGAUCCCCAAACCAUUUGAGACGCCUAUAGGCCGCGUUGGCUUGAGCAUUUGCUUCGAUCUGCGGUUCCCAGAAAUCAGCCUGGCUCUGAGGCGGCAGAAUGCCGAGAUCAUCACGUACCCAUCUGCUUUCACAGUGCCUACUGGAAAGGCCCACUGGGAAUCAUUGCUGAGGGCAAGAGCCAUUGAGACCCAAUCAUAUGUGAUUGCGGCGGCCCAGGCAGGCCCACACAACGAGAAAAGACGGAGCUAUGGCCAUUCGGUCAUCAUUGAUCCCUGGGGAGAGGUUCUAGCGGAUCUGGGGGAUGAGUACCAGGAGCCCCAAAUUGCGACUGCGGAUAUCGAUCUCAGCCUGGUGGCAAAAAUCCGGCGUGAGAUGCCUUUGCUUCGAAGACACGAUCUAUAUCCGGAGUUUUGA
This is a messenger RNA of Penicillium brevicompactum, 825 nucleotides long. Its product is annotated as carbon-nitrogen hydrolase family protein. The record is from RefSeq and is a predicted model, not a curated record. NCBI's taxonomy places the organism in Eukaryota, Fungi, Ascomycota, Eurotiomycetes, Eurotiales, Aspergillaceae. Gene Ontology annotation, molecular function: hydrolase activity, acting on carbon-nitrogen (but not peptide) bonds, in linear amides. The transcript has 5 exons. The coding region runs from base 1 to 825 and encodes 274 amino acids.